Molecule: messenger RNA, 1503 nt
Organism: Caenorhabditis briggsae
Lineage: Eukaryota; Metazoa; Nematoda; Chromadorea; Rhabditida; Rhabditidae
Gene: Cbr-lgc-37
Product: Protein CBR-LGC-37
Exons: 10
Coding region: 1-1503 (500 amino acids)
Biological process (GO): regulation of membrane potential; chemical synaptic transmission; signal transduction
Cellular component (GO): synapse; neuron projection; membrane
Molecular function (GO): transmembrane signaling receptor activity; extracellular ligand-gated monoatomic ion channel activity; neurotransmitter receptor activity
Source: RefSeq, a predicted model, not a curated record
AUGGUUACUGUAUUCAUCCUCCCAAUUAUCGCCCUAAUCCAUGGCCACCAUUCUCAGGAGCUCAUAGAUUUGACAAAGAAACAGAGACUCAAUAGCAGAAGCACCACCUAUAACCAGACUUUGAUUCGAUACACUACAAAGGUCCUGGAUACAAUUUUGUUGAAUCAAGACAAAAAUUUUAGACCUAUGAAUCCAGACAAUUCUCCCCUUCAAGUCGAGGUGGACAUCUCUGUAAGGUCCAUGGGGCCAAUUUCCGAGCAGAAUAUGGAAUUCUCUCUGGACUGCUAUUUCCGUCAAAAAUGGUUGGAUCGACGAUUGGCAUUCACUCCAAUCAACCCAUCGAAACCGGAAAUUCCAUUGGCAUCGAAAAUGCUCAAAGACAUUUGGGUCCCGGAUACGUAUAUUAGAAAUGGACGAAAAUCCUAUCUACACACUCUCACAGUGCCGAAUAUCUUGUUUAGAGUUAGGUCUGAUGGUCAGGUGCAUGUUUCGCAGAGAUUAACCAUCCGUUCCCGAUGUCAAAUGUUCCUCAAAAAGUUUCCAAUGGAUACCCAAGCGUGUCCCAUAGAAGUCGGAUCCUUGGGCUACUUUUCAAAAGACGUCAUCUAUCGAUGGAAGGAAGUUGAGCUGGAUUCAAAGAUGGGAAAUAUGCUCAGCCAGUAUCAAAUACUUUCUCUCUCGAAAUCCGAGAGAAAUGUCUCUGAUUUUCGAUAUACUGACAGAAACAUAUCCGUUCUAAACGUCUAUUUCAAACUACAACGUCAACAAGGCUACUAUAUCCUCCAAAUUUACACCCCUUGCACUUUGGUCGUUGUCAUGUCAUGGGUCUCAUUCUGGAUCAACAAAGAAGCGUCGCCAGCAAGGGUCUCAUUGGGUAUUAUGACCGUUUUAUCGAUGAGUACCAUUGGAUUCGGUUUGAGGACGGAUCUUCCCAAAGUUUCACACUCUACUGCUCUGGAUGUGUACAUAUUGUCCUGCUUUGUCUUCCUGUUUGCCGCGAUGGUGGAGUAUGCCGUGAUCAAUUACGCCCAAAUUGUGUAUAUUCGAAAGCAAGUAAACGAUUUGAAGGGUCUCGGACAGAAUAGUGCGAUGGGACAAAUGUUCAGUGCUGGGUUGAUGGGCGCCGCCAGAAGGGACACCAUGCAAGUGGACGAUUUGGCUGUGGAAAAAGAGGAAGCACGGCUCAAGGCGGUCCCGUGGUGGAAGAAAUUGUGCAAUAAGGAUGAGCAAGGAAAUACAUCAGUAUUUUUCAAAAAAAUUGAAAAAAUCCAAAAACUCCAAAAAUUUGCAGUUUUCUACCGUAUGGCCGUAAAAGCUGCAAUCGCUAAGAAAACACUGAGGAAUGGGGAUCCUGCGGAGGUCGUCAACAAAAUCGAUAAUUUCUCAAAAUGGGCGUUCCCAACACUAUAUAUAGUUUUUAAUGUUUUCUACUGGGUCGCAUAUCUUCAUUUGAUACCCGAUGAGAUUGAUAGUUUACCCAAUAUCUCUGGUGGCUUGUAUUAA